AUGGUUGACCUUACGCGGAGUGACGAUGGAACAUUUCGACCUGGAGUGCCAUUCGGCUUACCCGAGGGAUUCCAAUGGAUUUGGUCCCAAACCGGGCACUCUGUUCCUCAUCCAUCCUCCAAAGAGGCACCCUGGGAAAGGCCACGCCGCUCGGCAAUCAGACCACGAUGGACCUCGCCGGAAUUGCCAGAUAGGCUGCUGCUCAAGAGCUUCCUCGAGGUCUACAUGCGCUCUCCAAUGCGCCGGAUAUUUCCAGUCAUUGAUCCGGCAUUCUUUCCUCAGACUAUAGAAGCAGCCUAUUCGCAUACCAACCCGCCAAAUAUCCGGAAUCACAGUGCUCAUGCCUGUAUUCUCACCUUUAUGGCUCUGGUUUCCUCUCUGCACCCUUUUGAUCCAACCUACAAUGGGGCUCACCUCCCUUCUAUACCUCGAGAUUCGUAUGUUGCACAUGCAAGUACCCUUCUACCAGCUAUCAUCCAGGGGCCUCUGAAUCUUGAUUCUCUACAGGCUGCUAUUUUACUUGCACUCCUCAGCAUCCUCGCUGGCGAAAUACAAAUAGGAGUCCACUAUACGUCGAUUGCCUCGCGCCUUUUAAUAACGGCUGGAGCUCACACAAUGUCAGACGACUUCAAUUGCAGUAGUACUACACCAUCAACCCUCAGGCAACAUCUCCGGACUCUAUUUUGGUUUUGUUACACACUCGACAGAGAUCUAUCCCUGCGUACAGGGCAACCGCACUGUCUUAGGGACGAAGACUGCAUCCUCGAUAUCCCCCCGGUGUACAAAGAGAACCUCCACUUGUGUCUAGACCACUCUCCAGGAAGCGCCGACACAAACCUUGGCAGUCCUAUUUUCCCAUGCGACCUUCGUCUCAGCAAAAUAAAAUCACGAACCUUCGACGCGCUCUUCUCCCGCAGGGCUUUCCAAAAAUCCGAUGUCGACCUCCUUCGCUCGAUCCGCGAACUAGAUGAAGAGCUUGAGUGUUGGAGGAUGUCGUUACCAGAAAAUCUCCGCCCGCAGCUCUCUUUCGCACCAGGACAUACCAAGCCAAAGAACACAUACAGAGUCUUCGCACACAUGAAUUAUUAUUGUUGCGUCAACCUUAUUCACCUCGCCGGUGGGCGGUGUAGUGCCUGGCGCUCAGGAUCCACAACAGUGAGAGAAACAUUAGAUGGCAUUCAACUGAGCCUGACACUCUCUGUGGAGGCAAGCCGUUCUCUUCUGCUCUUUCUAGACGACUCAGAGGCCCGGAUCAGCGCUGCGAGCUUCUGGAGCCUGCUCUUCUACCCAAUGUCCGCAGCUAUAACCAUCUUCUGCAACUUGCUCCAGAAUCUCCAUGCGGACAGUGUGAAACGCGAUCUGCAUCUUUUAACCCUGGCCGAAAAGACUACAGCUCGUCUCUUCCUGAGACGUGAUAGUGUUUUUGAUCGAGUAAGUGAUUUGCAGCCCGUGACUGCAUCCAUUUCUGCAUUAAGAGAACAUGCUGAGAGGGCUAGUUUGGGGAAGUUGGCUGAUUAG
Penicillium salamii is the source of this 1518-nucleotide messenger RNA. NCBI's taxonomy places the organism in Eukaryota, Fungi, Ascomycota, Eurotiomycetes, Eurotiales, Aspergillaceae. The record is from the annotation of a GenBank genome assembly.